UCUUCAGGUCCCACACCGAAUAAUUCAAAACCCAACCACAACACUUUUUUGUUUUCUUCUCUCUGUUAUUAAUCACUUUUCCUUUCCCUCCUUUUUUUCUCUACACAAUAAAACUCACUCUUUUCUUUCAGUUCAAAAACCCGAAAACGAUGUCGUUAGAUCCACCUCCAACAACCGCCACAACCACCACCACAUCAAGACCUACUGCACCGUUUACAAAUCCGAAUCCAAAUCCAAAUUCGAAACCGAUUCAUUAUCCACAACAACAACAGCAACCACAACAACAAGCGCUUCAUGUUCGUUCCCCAAACCCUUUUCUUUACCCAUUCGCGUCACCUUCACGCGCUUCUGCGAAUCAUGCUGUUGGCGGUUAUCCUCCACCACCUCCUCCGUCGCAGCCGCAGCCGCCACUUUUGUAUUCUCACGGCGGCGGUGUUCGUGGUAUGAAUUUGGAUUAUCUAAGUCACGCUUUGCACGUGACUAGACCGCUAUCGCACGUGCAGUUCCCUCAUCUUGCUGCUACUGCUUCGCCUCCUGUUAAAGGGCACCUCAAGGGUACUGCUAGAUCUACGGUUUCUGAUGUCAAUGGCCAUAGAGAUUCAACUGUGAGGGAAAGAAGCAGAGACGAUGCACUAACUGUUGUCAGAGAUCGAAAAGUCAGAAUAACAGAGGAUGCUUCUCUGUAUGCACUCUGUAGAUCAUGGUUGAGAAAUGGUGUAAAUGAUGAAAGCCAGCCACCACAGAGAGAUGUAACAAUGUCACUUCCCAAACCAUCGCCUGCAUCUAUGGUGGAUACCUGUACCUCGAACAAGAAAGAUGAUGAAAAUGAUGAUGAGCAAGAAGAGGACGAGAAGUCUGUUGAGCACUUAUCAACACAAGAUCUAUUGAAGAGACAUAUUAAACGUGCAAAAAGAGUUCGAGCACGGACUCAAACCCCAUAUAUGAGAAUCAAUAAUGUCAAAAGGAGAGUUUUUCAAAGGAUAUGCAAUGACUGCAAAUAAGAAAGAUAUGCAAUGACUGUCAACCAUUUCCUUCAAGCCAUGGAAGAUGGAGAUAGAAAGUAGUAAUAAAAACCGUGAGAUUGCAUCUUGCGCCAGUGAUCUGCCGAUACUCUGGUCCUAUAUGUAUAUAUACAGAUUAUUAGAUGUAACGGUUAUAGACAGGCACCACAAGUACAAGUGAGUUGACUGACUUAAAGGAAAACAAGGCACACAAAAGAUAGAGUUUAAAGGCAACAAAGGAAGAGGUGUGACUUAACCAAUUCCUUUUAAUUUGGCCUUAGGGGGUCAUAUGUUACAAUUUUGAGACAAUAAAGGAUUUCUAACUAUGUAAUUGAAAGCACCAGUAUCUAAAUCUUGGAUUGAACAAAUAUUGAGAGAUUAGCCGUGAAGUUCCAAGAUUGUGCAAUAACAGCCGAAUGCUGAUGAGCUGUCUUGAGUUGAUGUCCAUAAAAGAUAAACACCGUGCGCACAUUAUGUGUUUUCAUCAUUUCGGUGAAAUCAUCGUUAGUCAAAAGGAAUUUGACAUCGUCAAUUGUGGACAAGGAUUUUAUUCAAAUAAUUAGUCAUUGGAAACGUAGCUAAACUAUGAACCACGCCAUAGAGGCGUUGAACAUCAUUUGAUUAAACGCUUUUGGCCUUCUUCCAAAUGUCAUAAUAUUAAUGUCUUGAUCAGUCGUUGAAAAUGUAGCUAAACUAUGAUCCACGUCGCAAUGACAUUGAACUCGACUUGAUUAAACACUUUUGUCCUCCUUCAAAAUGUCAGCUGAUAAACCAAUAAUUUUGUAUCAAUAAACUGCUAAGAGAAAACCAACUGAGAAUUAACCUUCUACUUUGGGUUUGUUCCCGUCAAUGUCCUUAGGACAUUAUAGACUGAUUGCUAGAGAACACAAAGGAUGUUAGUUGCCAGGACCCAUUACGUAAGAGUCUGCCAUUUGAGACUGAAACAAGACAAGGGAGAAAACACACUUAGAGGAAACUGACUUGGACAACUAACCUUCUUAACAAAUAGAGGGUUUGCCAGCGUGGACCAGAAGAGUGAUUACUGGGUGGCUAAUGGUAGCACGUAACAACACUCACUUGUGUGGCAUGCGAGCUUGACGAAUUUGCUCGUGUUGCAGCGUGUGAGUGGAUACUUAGUGGUGACGGUCUGAUGAUUGAGCGAUUGUCAGUGACUGAGCAUAACUACAUUAGUUUGUUGGUUUAAUGUUUUUUACUAUAGCAUUAAAUAAUGCAAACAAGAUUUUAUUUGACAUUAUAUCUCCCAUAGGUCCGUCCUGCCCUGUUUGUUUUAUGGUGUGAUUUGAUGACUGUAAACACAUGUUUAGUGGAAGCAGCUCCCUUCUUUAUAGUGUUACCAGUUCUGUAAAUCUUCUGCAAGUGAAUUGUGAGGAUAUUCUUCUUUUACCUUUUAAUGAGAUACCCGAUAAUGAUGGCUACUAGUCAUUUAAUAUUGAUAGAAAGGAAUUUUUUUCUCUUGGCAUUUAAAUCACUUAAAAUUUGCUACUUAUAUGCUAGUAGCUUAUUUUCACAAUCCUAGAUGUAAUAUUGAAAUGGUUUGGAUCGACUCUGUUUAAUUUUUUACACUGCCAUCAAGUUUGACUGUUACACAACUACCAAAGUUUAACUCUUUUAAUUUUACUUACACAUGAUCAUAUUGUAAUAUUCUCUCAUGCUGAUAUUGGUUCAAAUUUGAACCUUAAUGAAAUAGGGUAAUAGACUGUUUAUUUACAAGCAUUUGCUGAGUUUGCCCCCUUCUCUGGUUUCUCUGAAUCAAAAUAUAUUUGGACUUGUAUUGCCUUUUGUACGAUGAAUGAUAGUCUGUCUUUAGAAUAUUUGAAUUGCUACAUUCCUUCCAAUUCUCAAAUUUUGACUUCUAUGCAGCGUGUUGAAUUUAUUUUGUUACAAUCUUUGCACUAUAAAAAUAGUUUGCUUUUCUUAGCAUGUGCGUAGUUUCCAUGCUUUUGACGUAAGUUUUUGUUCCUGCAUGGUUACAAUGAGUGCCAUUUUAUUUUUCUUUAAUAAUGCUCUCAUUGUUUAGCUAGUUUAGAUCUGAAAAGAACUAAAAUGCUAUAUGUGAUGUUACAUCCUGGAAGUCUUAUAACUUGAUGAUUCUGAAAACGUCCAGAAUUUG
Molecule: messenger RNA, 3132 nt
Organism: Medicago truncatula (barrel medic)
Lineage: Eukaryota; Viridiplantae; Streptophyta; Magnoliopsida; Fabales; Fabaceae
Exons: 7
Coding region: 150-1001 (283 amino acids)
Cellular component (GO): transcription repressor complex
Source: RefSeq, a predicted model, not a curated record